GAGAGCUAGCGUUUCUCCGUCGGAAGAUGGUGAACACGACGGGAGUGGAGCCGGAGCAGAGCGGCGCGCGCGGCGGCGGGCUGCCGCUCGCGUCGCUGAACCACAUCUCGGUGGUGUGCCGGUCGCUCGAGAGCUCCCUGAGCUUCUACCGCAACGUGCUCGGCUUCAUCCCCAUCCGCCGCCCGGGAUCCUUCGACUUCGACGGCGCAUGGCUCUUCAACUACGGCAUCGGCAUCCAUCUUCUGCAGGCGGAGCACCCGGAGAGCACGGCCCCCAAGAAGACGGAGAUCAACCCCAAGGACAACCACAUCUCCUUCCAGUGCGAGAGCAUAGAGGCCGUGCAGCGGCGGCUUAAGGAGAUGGGGGUCAAGUACGUGCAGCGGCGCGUGGAGGAGGGCGGCAUCUACGUCGACCAGCUCUUCUUCCACGACCCCGACGGCUUCAUGAUCGAGGUCUGCACCUGCGACAACCUCCCCAUCGUCCCCCUCGUGCCGGAGGGGCACGCCGUCCUCGGCCUGCCGCCGGCGGCACCGGCUUGCAACAGGGCCGUCAAGCCGCCGCCGAAGGCACUGCAGUCGCAGCAGCAGCAGCUUCCUGUUCCGGUGGCAGUGCUGCCGCCGUCUCCGCCGCUGCAGUGCGUGCCGACGAAGACCAACGGCGGCUCCUGCGUCGGCGAGGUCGAGGCGGGCAUCCACGCUUGCGAGAUGAGGCCUUGCCCAGAGCACGCGUGCAUGCAGAGUGUGAUUCGCCGGGAUCAAGAUGGAACACCGGCAUUUUGAUGAUCCAAAAUGGAACAUUUGAUUUGUUGCCUUAUCUCCUUCAUCGAAAAAUUGUUUG
Phragmites australis (common reed) is the source of this 837-nucleotide messenger RNA. RefSeq names its product glyoxylase I 4-like. The transcript is spliced from 3 exons. Bases 27 to 779 code for a protein of 250 amino acids. The record is from RefSeq and is a predicted model, not a curated record. NCBI's taxonomy places the organism in Eukaryota, Viridiplantae, Streptophyta, Magnoliopsida, Poales, Poaceae.